Olea europaea var. sylvestris is the source of this 425-nucleotide messenger RNA. RefSeq lists its product as uncharacterized. The transcript is spliced from 2 exons. The coding region runs from base 28 to 315 and encodes 95 amino acids. Lineage: Eukaryota; Viridiplantae; Streptophyta; Magnoliopsida; Lamiales; Oleaceae. The record is from RefSeq and is a predicted model, not a curated record.
AACAACUUACACAGAGAAAGAAGGAAAAUGGCAAAAUCAAUGAGGUCGAAGAGGGAGAAAAGGCUGAGGGCAAUUAGGAGAGAGCUUGUACAGACCGUUUACGACCAGAAAGAAGCCGCCAAGCGUGCUGUCCAAGAGGCUGCAAGACUUCCUGUCAAGCCCACUCCUAAAAUUUCCACUGAUGUGGAGAUGACUGAUGGUGGUCAAACUUCUAAAGCCUUAAAACCAAUUCGGAAGAAGCUGAAAAUGAAAAUCAAGAUUGCAAAAAAGAAGAGCCAUGGCAAGGGAAAAAUCAGAAGGAAGCACAGCGUAUGAUUGUGUAUGACUUACCAGGUCUAAACUACUAGUCUCGCAUUAAAUGUAUAGUUCUAUCAAACCAAAUAUCUUGGGGCUUAAUCAAUGUAAUUGUGGCUUUCUUAUUUCUU